Messenger RNA from Octopus sinensis (East Asian common octopus), 2441 nucleotides. RefSeq names its product zinc finger protein 665-like. Gene Ontology annotation, biological process: regulation of transcription by RNA polymerase II. NCBI's taxonomy places the organism in Eukaryota, Metazoa, Mollusca, Cephalopoda, Octopoda, Octopodidae. Bases 505 to 2007 code for a protein of 500 amino acids. The transcript is spliced from 6 exons. Gene Ontology annotation, molecular function: DNA-binding transcription factor activity, RNA polymerase II-specific; RNA polymerase II cis-regulatory region sequence-specific DNA binding. The record is from RefSeq and is a predicted model, not a curated record.
CUAAAUUCCUUCAUUUUAACAAACUUGAUUUCAGUCGGAAUUUCUCUCAAUUCACUCCCAAACACAUUUAUAAUACAUUUCUCAACCACCUGACGCACUUCUAACAACAACACCAUCCUUUAUAAAGACAUUUCCAAUAUCAGAUGACAUUGGCAUAACUGAAGAUACAUUCUCAUUAUUUAUCAGCUUUUUAAAGACGAAAAUGAAAAUAUUGUACAGAACAGAUAUAUAAGAUUGUUUCUAUAAAUCUGUGGUGGAAUUCCUCUGAUAUAUUUACUCUGAAUUGUGUUAUUAGCAAACCUUCUGGACAUCACUGGCUGGAGUGUCUACAAGAUGUGUCUCUUUGCAAAUUAAACUUGGAUAAAUUUACAAACGAGUUUUGGGACAAAAGUAACACUGGACAGAAAUACAGCAGUCGAAAUACUUGCAAACAAAAGACUAUAGAAGUACAAAGAAGAAAACAUAUAUAUAUAUAUAUAUAUUUGUGAUUUUCAAAGAAAAAUAAUGGAAAACAGUGAGAAACUAAAGGAUCUGACUUUUCCAGAAGAAAAAGGGAAACAAAAAUUGUCACAUGACAGUGAUGUGUGUAAAAAGUCCUUCUCUGAAAAGGUUAACUUGAAUAAGCAUAAACGUAUUCAUACGGUAGAGAAGCCAUUUCAUUGUGACAUCUGUGGUAAAUCAUUCUCUCAAAAGGCCCACUUGAAUAUGCACAAACAUAUUCAUACGGGAGAGACACCAUAUUCUUGUGAUAUCUGUGGUAAAUCAUUCUCUGUCCAAAGUGUUUUAAAAUCUCACAAACAUGUUCAUACAGGAGAGAAGCCAUUUCACUGCGACAUUUGUGGUAAAUCAUUCUUUCAAAAAGGUAGCUUGACUACACACAAACGUAUUCAUACAGGAGAGAAGCCUUAUCACUGUGAUGUCUGUGGUACAUCAUUCUCUCACCAAAGCAUUUUAAAAUCUCACAUACGUCUUCAUACAGGAGAGAAACCGUACUCCUGUAAUAUCUGUGGUUAUUCAUUCUCUCAAAGGAGUGCUUUAACUUCUCACAAACGGAUUCAUACAGGUGAGAUCGCAUGUUCCUGUGACAUCGGUGGUAAAUCAUUCUCUCGCAACAGUGCUUUAACUCCUCAUAAACGUAUUCAUACAGGAGAGAAGCCAUUUCACUGUGGUAUUUGUGGCAAAUCUUUCUCUGCCAAUUGGAAGCUAACUAUUCAUAAACGUAUCCAUACAGGAGAGACACCAUAUUCUUGUGAUAUCUGUGGUAAGUCAUUCACUCAAAGUGGGAACUUCGCUGCUCACAAACGUAUUCAUACAGGAGAGAAGCCAUUUCACUGUGAUAUUUGUGGCAAAUCUUUCUCUACUAGUAGUAAGUUAACUAUUCAUAAACGUGUUCAUACAGGAGAGACACCAUUUCACUGUGAAAUCUGUGGUAAAUCAUUCUCUCAAAGUGGGUAUUUAACUGCUCACAAACGUAUUCAUACAGGAGAGAAGCCCUAUCACUGUCAUGUCUGUGGUAAAUCAUUCUCUCACAGUGGGAACUUAACUGUUCACAAACGUUUCCAUACAGGAGAGAAGCCAUAUAAGUGCAACAUCUGUGGCAAAUAUUUCUCAGCCGGUAGUAGCUUAACUAAACACAGACGUAUUCAUACAGGAGAAACACCAUAUUCUUGUGACAUUUGUGGUAAAUCAUUCUCUCAAAGUGGCAACUUAGUUUCUCACAAACGUUUCCAUAGGGGAGAGAAGCCAUAUCACUGUAAUGUCUGUGGUAAAUCAUUCAAUGUCCAAAGUGUUUUAAAAUCUCACAAACGUAUUCAUACAGGAGAGAAGCCAUUUCACUGUGACAUUUGUGGUAAAUCAUUCUUUCAGAAAGGUAGCUUGACUGCACAUAAACGCAUUCAUACAGGAGAGAAGCCAUAUUCUUGUGAUAUCUGUGGAAGGUCAUUCACUCAACGUGGCAACUUAACUUCUCACAAACGUGUUCAUCAGGGGAAGAAGCAAUCCCACUGAUAUUUGUGCUAAAUCAUAAUCUGUAAGGGGUGACUGAACCCUUUACCAUGCAGAUUAUUCUGUCGAAUGUGAGGGUUAUUUAUUCACAUUAUUUUCAAUUUGUCCUGCAUUAACCCACAGCUUUCAAAUUUUGAUGAUAUGAUUGUGUAUUUUCACAAUGACAUUGUAGGGUAGGUGUAAGAAGCCGACUCUGACUAGUUUGAUCAUAAAAUAGGCAGAAUAUUUGGGCCAGAUAUGGCUGGUUUAAAUUCUAAAGAGUGGACAGUAGAUGUACCAACACUUCUUACUUCUCACAAGGACCAUAAGGGGCCAUUAUUGACUGCCAUUGAAAAUAUUUCAUCAUCAUCAUCUAACGUCCGUUUUCCAUGCUAGCAUGGGUUGGACGGUUCAACUGGGGUCUGGGAAGCCUGUAGGCUGCACCAGGUUGUCUGAUC